This is a messenger RNA of Balaenoptera ricei (Rice's whale), 2822 nucleotides long. RefSeq names its product collagen type XIII alpha 1 chain (gene COL13A1). The transcript has 38 exons. The coding region runs from base 1 to 1812 and encodes 603 amino acids. The record is from RefSeq and is a predicted model, not a curated record. NCBI's taxonomy places the organism in Eukaryota, Metazoa, Chordata, Mammalia, Artiodactyla, Balaenopteridae.
AUGCUGGGUCCUGCUGGAAGACCCGGCCUUCCGGGGGACAAAGGUGCCAUUGGGAUGCCUGGACGUGUGGGAGGAAAGGGCCAACCAGGCGAGAAGGGCGCCCCAGGAGAUGCCGGGAUGUCCAUCAUCGGUCCCCGCGGCCCCCCUGGUCAGCCGGGCACUCGAGGUUUUCCUGGAUUUCCGGGUCCCAUUGGGCUUGACGGCAAACCGGGCCGCCCCGGACCAAAAGGGGAGAUGGGACCUCCAGGACAAAAAGGAGAAAAGGGUCAGUGUGGAGAGUACCCACACCGGCUGCUGCCUCUCCUCAAUUCAGUGCGGCUGGCUCCACCCCCAGUCAUUAAAAGGCGGACCUUCCAGGGUGAACAGGGCCAGACUGGCAUCCAAGGGCCACCAGGCCCUCCUGGACCGAGUGGACCUCUGGGGCACCCAGGACUGCCAGGGCCCAUGGGGCCACCCGGCUUACCUGGGCCUCCUGGACCAAAGGGAGACCCGGGGAUCCAGGGCUACCACGGCCGGAAGGGAGAACGGGGCAUGCCAGGGAUGCCGGGCAAACACGGAGCAAAGGGGGCUCCUGGAAUCGCUGUGGCCGGGAUGAAGGGUGAGCCUGGGAUCCCAGGAGCCAAGGGUGAGAAGGGGGCUUCGGGCCCCCCUGGGCUGCUCGGCCUCCUAGGGCAGAAGGGAGAAAAAGGUGAUGCCGGCAACUCCAUUGGAGGGGGCAGAGGGGAGCCUGGGCCCCCAGGGCUCCCUGGGCUCCCAGGGCCAAAGGGGGAAGCUGGAGCUGAUGGCCAGGCGGGCACCCCAGGACGGCAAGGAGACAAGGGGGAGCCUGGAGCAGCUGGAGAGCAGGGACCUGCUGGCCCCAAGGGCUCCAAGGGCGAACCCGGGAAAGGAGAAAUGGUGGACUACAACGGAAACAUCAACGAGGCUCUCCAGGAGAUCCGGACCCUGGCCUUGAUGGGGCCCCCUGGUCUUCCUGGGCAGAUUGGCCCACCCGGAGCUCCAGGGAUCCCAGGCCAGAAGGGGGAGAUUGGACUGCCCGGCCCUCCCGGACACGAUGGGGAAAAGGGACCUCGAGGCAAACCGGGAGAUGUGGGCCCUCCUGGUCCCCAAGGCCCCCCAGGAAAGGCUGGACCUGCAGGACUGAAGGGAGAAGACGGCCUUCCGGGGAACCCAGGAGAGAAGGGGGAGAAAGGGGAGAUGGGGCAGCCAGGCCCACCGGGUCUAGACGGCCCAACAGGGGAGAAAGGAGAACCAGGUGACCAAGGGAGAGCUGGAGUGACCGGAUUGCCUGGCCCAAUCGGGCUCCCAGGAUUCACGGGAGAGAAAGGAGAACCCGGGGAGAAGGGUGACCCAGGAGUGGAGGUUCCUGGGCCACCAGGGCCAGAGGGACCUCCCGGACCUCCGGGGCUCCAAGGCGUUCCUGGACCAAAGGGGGAAGCAGGACUAGAUGGAGGAAAAGGAGAAAAGGGCGUCCAGGGAGAAAAAGGAGACCGAGGUCCUCUGGGAUUACCCGGAGCUUCAGGUUUGGACGGCAGGCCUGGGCCACCGGGUACUCCAGGACCAAUUGGAGUUCCAGGCCCAGCGGGACCAAAGGGAGAGAGGGGCAGCAAAGGCGACCCUGGGAUGACAGGACCAACGGGAGCAGCUGGGCUUCCUGGUUUACACGGACCACCCGGGGACAAAGGAAACCGGGGACACCGAGGUUUUAAAGGAGAGAAAGGGGAGCCGGGGUUACCAGGGCUGGACGGACUGGAUGCCCCGUGCCCACUGGGUGAAGACGGCUUGCCAGUCCAGGGCUGCUGGAAUAAGUGAUGCCUCUAACCUGGGAUUGGCCUGUGUGUGUGUUUGUAAAUAGAAUAUUUAUUUUUAUACAGUUUUCACUUUUUGAAAAUGCCCGAAGUAUGAUGCAUCUUACAGAUUAUUAAAAAAAAAGGAAAGCCUGCAUAUUUUGUACAGAAAAUACCAACCUCUUCCCUUUUGUUUACAAGAUGUUUUGUAUACGUCUAAGACUCUAAUACACUUUUCGUUAGUGAGUACGGCUGUACGUUUGCAUGAUAUUUGUGCACACUUAUUAAGUAUUGAAGCUUAAUAAAUUAUUGUGUUCCAGUGCCAAAGGGGGCCAACCAGCACUCAGGUGCUGGCUAGUUUAAGUGUGACUUCAGAGAUACGUGGAGUUCCAUGGUGUUUGCUAAGCUAGGUGUGUCUCAGCAUAUUUUAAACUCUUAUGGAUUUUCAUUAUUAAAAAAAAUAAACAUGGCAAUUCUUGAUCCUGAUUCAUCACUAAAUUAAAUACAUUCUUUUCUUGUGAAAUCAGGAAGUCCCAGAAGCGGGGGUCCUCAGAAGUUUAAUGGUUUGAACCAUUAACUCCAACAGAGGGAGGGCCGGGACUAUAUUAAGCAACGUCUAUUAUAAUGUACCCCAAGUUCAUUACAGUGCCACAGGAUUGUGUAAAGUUCAGUUGUGCUGAAACCCUCGAAGCCCCCAGGGUUACAAAGGGCUACUUGCUACUGCUUUUGUGUUUUGGUGGUUUUUUGGUUUGUUUUUCUUUCUUUUGAGCUGCAAUCACUAGUAGCAGCUAUUGCUGAUGAUGGCCAUUCAUUUGCUAUAGAUUUGCAAGGUCUGCUCACAACUAGCAGUUGAAAAGUUUGCCUCACAGCCAUUACGCUCCAACAAAGAACGCUCAGAAAACAGGAAUCUGGGCAAGAUAUUGGCAAUCUGAAGCUGUUUUUAUUUUUUAAGAAGUAGAGUUUUACGGUUUUCUGUACUGUUCUUAGUAUGGUGCUUAUAAAGGUCUUGCUGCUUAUAAAUAAAAUAAACGUAUU